CUUGAAAUAUGACUGAAAACGGGACGUCGGCUAUAGAAUUGCAAGAUGAAUUUCAUCAUUACUAAGGCCUCGCUACAAUGAAAGGAAAUAUGACAUCUUCAAAAGUAAAUACAACCUGUUACAUCGCAACCUUUCCUAUUUUCGGGAAACUGAAGAAUGGAAUAUGUUAUUCAGGUUCUGCAUACAACGGGAGAAGAAGUGAAAACAAACUCGUAGAGCGAUACAAACAAACCUUGGAAGUAAGCCACAAUCGCAUGACAAUGGGUGAAAAACGUCAUAACAUGACGAACAGCAAUCAAGCGGAGCAGACGACCAGUUAUCGAUGAGUGAUCGUGAUUUAAGCGUACCGUGACCGAUCUCUGUUGAUUAAGACUUUUCUGCAAGGAUUACCAAGACACGUUCGACACCAAGGAAAGGAGGAGACACUCUACAUUUCAGGAUCAAGCUUUAAGUAAGCAGUUGAUUUCUUGGAGAAAAGAAGCAAAGAGUCAAAGACUAUACUUUAAUAUCGUUUUACUUUGAAAUCUCCAAACAGCCCAGUCAUCGCUCACUUCUCGCUGGUGUAUUUUGAACUUCUCUAUGUACCACCACCAAGGAUCAUUUGUUGAACCACAAUAGUCCUACCUGAACUUCAGUUAGUUGACAAUGGAGGGACUGCCUGCUCUGUGUGCCAGACACUGCUCUAACAAUGGCCUCCGUGCUUCAGUAUUACCAAUCACUGUAGUUGUGAUCUCGAUUUUAGUUUGCAGCGUCGAGUCUGUUUCGAUCUCGAGACAGACAGUCAAACACUAUUUGGAAGACUUUGGCUAUCUGACCAGUAAAUCUGUCGAAUCGGCGACCUCUGAAAAGGACAUUACUAAUGCGCUCCAUAAAUUUCAAGAGUUUACCGGAUUACACGAUACAGGUGAGGAAGAUAUGACGACGAUGAUCAAGAUGUUAGAGCCUCGAUGCGGUGAUAGCGACGUCGAUGACCACGACAUGUCACCAUCUGACCCGAGAGGGAUGCGCCAUAAACGAUGGGCUAUUUUCCAGAAAUGGCCCAAGAACGAUUUAACCUAUCGAAUCUCCACCUACACCGACAAGCUGCCUGUCGAUAUAGUGGAUGACGCAGUGUCUAGGGCAUUCAAGCUGUGGUCUGAUGUUGCCAACAUCACCUUCACCAAGAUCUCCAGUGGCAAGGCUGAUAUUGAUAUCUCAUUCCACCGGGGAGAUCAUGGCGACAGUCGGCCCUUUGAUGGCUCUGGUUUGGUACUAGGACACGCAUUCCCUCCUGGUCUUAUUACAUCCAGACCAGAUCUCAUUGGCAGUAUUCACCUGGAUGAUGAGGAGAACUGGACAGCCAAUUCACGAUCAGGAAAGAAUCUGUGGUUGACAGUUGGUCAUGAGAUAGGUCAUGCUAUUGGACUGAGUCAUUCCCGGGUCUUGCCCGCCCUCAUGUAUCCUUGGUAUCCGAGCUAUAAUCCAAGCUUUACGCUCGAUCGAGACGAUAUCGAAGGCGUCCAGUUCUUGUAUGGUGCUCGACCUGGAGCAGAACUUGUACUUCCAACCAGCUCCCCCCAGGGACCCAACAAUCCCAACAUACCCAAUCUAUGCAUGGCGCAUCCUGACACCAUCACAUUGACUGCUGGAGGAAAUAUGUAUGCUUUCAAAGACAGUUUUUAUUGGAUGUUAGAGCAAGGCCAGGUUGUGCCGGGGUUCCCCAAGCUUAUCUCGAACAACUGGCCAGGGCUACAAAGCAACCUCUCUGCAUCCUUCUCAAUGAAAAACCCACGAGUAUGGGGGAGUGAUGACGUAGGAAAGACAUACUUCUUUAAGACUAUAUCAGGGAGUGUUGCAGUAUGGAAAUACAGCUCUGCAAACAUUUUAGAACCCGGUUACCCUAAAGCCCUCGAGACUGUGUUUCCUGAUUUCAGGCCCAGCAGUCCAAUCGUAUCCGUGCAAGGCGUAGCAGAAAUCAGCGGGAAUGGAGAAACCAUCUUCGUCAUGGACAAUCAAAUCUACCUCUAUGGCUGGGAGAAGGUCUUCCGAGGGUCGUACCUCGUCACGGACAUCUUCCCUAACCUCGUGGGCAAAGUGGUCUCUAUGAUCCAAGGAGCAGAUAACUACCUCUAUUUCUUCAUGGAAGGUGGUUUAUACUACCAGGUAUCUCCUUGGACCUUCAAUAUCAGUACUUACUUUCCCAAACCUGCUGUGCAAGACUGGUUCAGCUGUAACGCGUGAGCUCUAGCUGUAUGGUGAGCAGUGCAGGCCACUCCAGUCCCAAGACUGCAAGCAACGUACCUACCAAAAUUAAUGCCUUAGAUAUAAUGACAAGGGGCCUGUUUCAUAAAAUUUGUUAUCAAUAACAAGUUCCAAGCUACUGUUAUAAGCUACUGAAAUCAUGGCAUCUGA
This is a messenger RNA of Strongylocentrotus purpuratus (purple sea urchin), 2391 nucleotides long. RefSeq names its product interstitial collagenase. The transcript has 9 exons. Gene Ontology annotation, molecular function: zinc ion binding; metalloendopeptidase activity. NCBI's taxonomy places the organism in Eukaryota, Metazoa, Echinodermata, Echinoidea, Camarodonta, Strongylocentrotidae. The record is from RefSeq and is a predicted model, not a curated record. The coding region runs from base 646 to 2220 and encodes 524 amino acids. Gene Ontology annotation, cellular component: extracellular matrix. Gene Ontology annotation, biological process: extracellular matrix organization; proteolysis; collagen catabolic process.